Phragmites australis (common reed) is the source of this 813-nucleotide messenger RNA. RefSeq lists its product as uncharacterized. NCBI's taxonomy places the organism in Eukaryota, Viridiplantae, Streptophyta, Magnoliopsida, Poales, Poaceae. The transcript has 6 exons. The record is from RefSeq and is a predicted model, not a curated record. Bases 163 to 432 code for a protein of 89 amino acids.
UUCUUGCCUCUCUUUCACACAGCCACAAAGCGUGUGCUCUCCUCUCUAUAAAUGUCAGCUCACACGCUUCUCUUCCCAAAUCACAGCUUGCAUCUGUUUGUCUCCCAUCUCUCGUUGCCUCCUCCAUCUUUCCAUUAGUGCCAAGGAAGAGGAAGACAGGAGAUGGCAGACUGCAACGGCAACUCAUCGGCCUCGUCGAAUAUGGGAGAAGAGGCUUCCAUUGAGAAGAAGUAUGGAGGAAUUGCACCCAAGAAGCCUCUGAUUUCAAAGGAUCAUGAGCGCUCCUAUUUUGAUUCUGCGGACUGGGUCCUUGGCAAGCAAGCUGCAAACAGCAGCAGUGCACGGGCUGCUAUCGAAUCCUUGAAGCCAAAGUUAAAGAGGACGCCUCAUCACCAGCUUCCCCCUCGCAAGCCGACCUGCGCGUCCAGCUGAGAUGUCACCAGUCAUUCUUGUGUGAUCAUGCAGGGCUUAGGCUUACUGCGAGAUGCUCAAGUGCUCAGAAGAGAUGGAGCUUGUUGGGAUUAGUUAUUUAGUUGGUUGCAUUUGUUAGGGGGAAAACAGGAUUAAGCCCUGCAUUUGGCUUCUUGGCACUUGCGGUAUAAGCAGCUCGUCAGAAUAGGCUAGAUAUUGCCAUAUGAUCAUUGCUUUCAAAUCAAGUUAGAUGUCAUCUGGUCUAAUGUAUUUUGGGUCUGCAGAUGAAUGUACCCUCUCUACUUGGGUUCUCCAUAUAUUCACCAGAAGAUUGAAAAUCCCAAUUUGGGAUGAAAAAUAUCGAUUCUUUUGAGCAGAAAGAGAUGCUGCAUAUGUUUCGAU